This is a messenger RNA of Quercus robur (English oak), 984 nucleotides long. Its product is annotated as agamous-like MADS-box protein MADS2. Gene Ontology annotation, molecular function: RNA polymerase II cis-regulatory region sequence-specific DNA binding; DNA-binding transcription factor activity, RNA polymerase II-specific; protein dimerization activity. Lineage: Eukaryota; Viridiplantae; Streptophyta; Magnoliopsida; Fagales; Fagaceae. Bases 1 to 984 code for a protein of 327 amino acids. Gene Ontology annotation, biological process: regulation of transcription by RNA polymerase II. The transcript has a single exon. The record is from RefSeq and is a predicted model, not a curated record.
AUGGGUCGUGGAAAACUAACCAUGAAACUCAUGGAGAGUGAGAAAUCUCGUAAUGUGACUUUUCAGAAGAGAAAGAAGGGCCUAAUGAAGAAGGCUUAUGAGUUCUCCACCCUCUGUGGAGUUGAAACCUGUAUGAUCAUCUAUGGUCCUAAACUUCAAAUUCGACCAAUGGAGCUUGAAACUUGGCCCCAGAACCAUGAAGAAGUUGUCAAAAUGAUCAACAAGUACAAGGUCAAUAUUAGGCAUAAACGUUCUAGGGGAAGCACUACUUCGUCCGACAUUUUUCAAGAGAGGAACAAGAAGGUAGACAUUGAGAUUUCAAGAUUACGCAAGAACAUUUUCAAUGCAAAGUACCCAACAUGGGAUGAUCGCAUUGAAACUUUGCCUCGGGAUCAACUAAUGGCUGUUCUUGAUGUUUUGGAUGCAAAGUUUGAAGCUAUGACAAGGAGGAUGAAGAUGUUGCAAGGAAAGCAGCUUAUGGUAGGUGGUAAUGUUUCUCAUAACCCUGAAUUAACCAAAAAUCAUUUUGAUAACAUGCAAAUGCAAGCCUUACGGUGUCAAGACUCUUCAAUAAAGCCACUUGAUAUUCAGUGGCCAACUCAGUUCCAAACCACCCAAGGAUCUCACAUGGUACCAAUUGAUAAAAGUCAUUAUGGUGAUCAUAUGGACAAUUCUUUCCUGAAUCUUUUGUAUGGUGAGGAUUGGACUCAAUUUAAUGCAGUGCCUUCCAACAAUAUUGUUCAAUAUGCUCCAUUGAAUGAUCCGUCUAAUUACAAUAUGAUACAUGGCAUGUUGGAGAACACAAUAUUGAACAAUCCUAGUGCCUCCAUGAAUUACUAUGACCUGACCAGACAAUUCAGUACUCCACAAUAUGUGCAGUACCCGAUGCUGCCAAAUAUUUCAUCUCAAAUGCCUGGUUUUCAAGUGAAUGAGUUAUAUGAUAUCAGCCAGUUUAAUAUAAAGAACAAGAAUGCCAUGAUUUAG